Molecule: messenger RNA, 715 nt
Organism: Cylicocyclus nassatus
Lineage: Eukaryota; Metazoa; Nematoda; Chromadorea; Rhabditida; Strongylidae
Source: the annotation of a GenBank genome assembly
GUUUCAGAUUCUAACUUUUUCAAGCUGGACGCUGCUGGAGUGGAAAAAAACAGAGAACACAAUAAGCAGAUCUUCCGAUGCGAAGAAAGCAGCCACUACACUUGCUAGACUUCAAAAACAGCAAUGGUGGAAAAUUCGCAAAAUGAUCGAUCACUUCGAAUACUUGUCUCGAGUUUUGACGACAGCAAUCUCUUGAUGGAAAGUGAUCGAUCACCUCGAGCUUUGCCCUGGAGCGCUCAUAAAAAUAGCAAUGUUGAGAAUCUUUCCAAGCGUAUGAUCGAUCACUUCGAGCACCUGCUGGGAGCAGUCUCGAAAGCAACAGUGAGAAAGUAGGAUCUUGGAUUCACCCAGGUUGUGUGAAAAAGUAGUCUCGAACUUGAUUGUAAAGUUGUCCUUGUAAAUCUUUUUUAUUAGAAAGUAGAAUAGUAGUUAAUUAUGAUAAUGGUAGAUAUUUUCCUAGAUAGAAGAAGUAGAGACUUUUUUCAUUUGUCCACAGUAGACAAUUUUUUUGUUCAAAUCUUUCUCUGAUAAGAAUUUGAACUCAGAUUUGAUCUGAUAGCAUUAUUCAUCUGUUUGUUAUUGCUGUCGUUUUUCUGUUCAGUUCUAUAUAUUACUUGUGGCAGGUGAUGAAGAGCUUGUUGAAUUGUUUUGUAUAAGUUUGUUUCCAUAUAGUUUCAAAUUGGUGUUACCUGCUGUUAUUUUUGUUCUUGUUCUG